Molecule: messenger RNA, 2564 nt
Organism: Rhododendron vialii
Lineage: Eukaryota; Viridiplantae; Streptophyta; Magnoliopsida; Ericales; Ericaceae
Product: glycerophosphodiester phosphodiesterase GDPDL7-like
Exons: 10
Coding region: 91-2418 (775 amino acids)
Biological process (GO): lipid metabolic process
Molecular function (GO): glycerophosphodiester phosphodiesterase activity
Source: RefSeq, a predicted model, not a curated record
AGGUUAUAAAAACCUCUCCCCCAUUCUCCACCAUUAACAUUCCCCCCUCCAAAUCUGCUUUCAACAUUUUUCAUGCAUAAUUAGAGGGGAAUGUCCUUGUUCCUUGUCCGCGCCAUCAAUAUUCAAGAUAUCAUGAAAAUGAUUGCACGAUUAUUUUUGGUGUUCUUGUUUAUCCAAUCAACGUAUGGGAAGAAACAUCUAACCAGGACUUCACAGCCAUGGCUGACUCUUAAUGGUGAGCGUCCGGCAGUAAUAGCCCGCGGUGGGUACUCAGGAGUAUUUCCUGAGUCCUCAGACAUAGCAAAUAAUGUUGCAUUGCAAACAAGCUUGCCAGAUACCAUAAUAUAUUGUAACUUGCAAAUAUCAAAAGAUGGUGGAGGCUACUGUCUUUCCAGCUUAAAUCUCGCCAACACAACCAACAUUGCUGAUCUCUUACCGGACGGACAAAAGUCUUACGUUAUUGAUGGACAGCCAAUGCAGGGUUAUUUUACUGUUGAUUAUACAGCUGAACAGCUCUGCAAUUUUUCAGUUAUCCAAAAUAUUUUCUCUCGGCCAGCACUAUUUGAUGCACUGGCUCUCCCCAUCAGUGCAGUUGAACAAGUAGCAAAACUUCAACCACCGGGCUUUUGGAUAAAUGUUCAGUACAGCAACUUCUACGCCCAGCACAAGCUCGAUCCAGCAUUGUAUAUUCAGGACAUGUUAAAAACCACAGCCAUAAACUACAUCUCAUCACCAGAGAUCAAUUUCUUGAAAAGCCUCAAUGGCAAAAUUAACAAAGUCAAUACACAGCUUAUUUUCAUGUUCAAAGAAGCCACAGCAGUAGAACCCACCACAAACCAAACGUAUGCUUCACUGCUCAAAGAUCUCCCCUCAAUCAAGCUAUUUGCCUCUGGGAUUCUAGUUCCCAAAGAAUACAUAUUACCCAUCAAUGCUCAAAUGUACUUGGAGGCACCCACUACUCUAGUACUAGAUGCUCACAAACAGGGCCUCCAAGUGUAUGCUUAUAGUUUUGCCAAUGAUGACGUGGCCAGUUAUAAUUAUAGCUAUGAUCCAACCGCCGAGUACCUCCAGUUUAUUGACAAUGCCCAAUUCUCCGUUGAUGGGUUUUUGACAGAUUUCCCUUCCACUGCAUCAGAAGCAAUUGCAUGCUUGGCACAUAACAAGAAUGCUAGCAGGACAAUUAAAGGGAAACCUUUGGUGAUAAGCUACAAUGGAGCAAGUGGAGUUUACCCAGGCAGCACUGAUCUUGCUUACCAGCAAGCAGUGGAUGAUGGAGCUGACGUGAUCGACUGCUCGGUACAAAUGUCUAAGGACGGGGUUGCAUUUUGCUCAGAUUUAGCUGACCUCGCAUCAAGUACCACUGCAAAGGCGACUUUCCUGUCUAGAGCCGCCACAAUCCCUGAAAUUCAAAGUAAAAAUGGAAUUUUCUCCUUUGAUCUCAGCUGGAGUGAGAUUCAAACCCUACAGCCUUUAAUUGCAAGCCCAUUUUCAAAUGCUGCUGGCAUGGUAAGAAACCCAGCAAAUAAGAGCAAGGGUAAGUUCGUUACUCUGGAGGAUUUUUUGGAGUUCUCCAAGCAGAAAAAAGUUUUUGGAAUCUUAAUUGACAUACAGAAUGCUGCAUACUUGGCAUCAAACAAGGGUCUUAGCAUUGCAGAUGCUGUUGCAACUGCCUUGAGCAAUGCUACUUUCGAUAAGCAAUCCACCCAAAAAGUUUUGAUCCAGUCAGACGAUAGUGCAGUCCUAUCCAAGUUUAGCAAUGUUCCAUCUUAUGAAAAAGUAUUGCGCAUUGAAGAAGAAGUGAGUGGCAUACUGACGGCAACAGUGGAUGAACUCAAGAAGUUUGCUGGAGCAGUUAACCUCCACCGGACCUCAAUCAUUCCAUCUCCCAAUUCUUUCACCACCGCUUCUACUCCCAUUGUUGAGGAAAUGCACAAGGCCAAUAUAUCAGUGUAUGUUUCAGUUUUCAGUAAUGAAUUCGUCGCCAUUGCGCAGGACUACUACUCUGAUCCAAUCGUAGAGCUUGCGACUUACAUUUCGUCCCCUUUUGAUGUUGAUGGGGUUGUAACGGAGUACCCAGCAACUGCGACCGCAUAUUUGAGAAGCCCAUGUUCUAACCCAGAUGCAAGGCUAGACUACACCUUCACACCUGUCCUACCUGGUGCCAUGCUACAGUCCGUUUCAGGAGGAGGAUCACUAGGAAUGCCACCUGCAGCCGCCCCGGCACCAACUCUCACCGUUGCAGAUGUGGUUGAUCCACCACUGCCACCAGUCUCCAAUUCCUCAACGGCCGCUAAUAUUUCUGCAUCAACAGAACCUAAUGCCGCCACUGCUCCAGCCCCUAGCAAAAAUAGUCAGACAACAAAUGUUGCUAAUUUGGGUGUCAGUCUGAUAGCAGUCGUGGUGGUUAGUUUACUUUGAAUUGUACGUUAAAAUUGAUAGGUUUGGCAUGGAACAGGAACUCCAUUGUUUUUCCCGUGUUGAUAUAAUUGAUAUUUUAUUGCAGUAAAUUGUCGAGGAUGGUUAGUUUAUAAGUUGAGUGGCCAACAAUCUCUUUCGGUUUCUUC